CUGGUUUUUCAGGAAUGGAAAGUUUUGUUAGAAAGCCAGACAAAUGGUAAGCCCAGUGUAGCCGCUAAAGCUGAAUCGAAACCCAAAAAGACUGUGCCUUCGAAUGAAACGAAUGGGAAUUCAAGCCAUUUACCGCAACCGGUAACGUCCCAGAAGAACUCUACUCCGUCCACCGAUAGUUCUUCGGGACCAAGUGCCCCACCAGUCAAGAAGCAACUUAAUCCCGACGAAAUAAGAAAUAAGUGCGCAACAAUGAUUUUGGAUGCGUUGCUUUCGAGGGAACUCCCGGUCGGGACGCUUGAUCCCGAAGAUCUGGCCAUCCGAACGGAGCAAAAACUAUUCGAGGUUCAUCGUGGCACGACAGACAAGUACAAAUCGGCGCUACGAAGUCGCGUAUUUAACCUGAGAGAUAAAAAGAACCUGACAUUGCGUGAAAACGUUCUCAUCGGCGCCGUUUCUCCAGAAAAGUAA
Messenger RNA from Gongylonema pulchrum, 471 nucleotides. The record is from the annotation of a GenBank genome assembly. NCBI's taxonomy places the organism in Eukaryota, Metazoa, Nematoda, Chromadorea, Rhabditida, Gongylonematidae.